Penicillium salamii is the source of this 516-nucleotide messenger RNA. The record is from the annotation of a GenBank genome assembly. Lineage: Eukaryota; Fungi; Ascomycota; Eurotiomycetes; Eurotiales; Aspergillaceae.
AUGUUCCAAGCAUCCUCUCCUUUCCCAUACAUCCUUUGCAUACUAUCUCAUUCUACUUGCUUCACGCAAUUCCCAACCGCAUCAACCCUCAUCAACCCUCAUCAAACCACAACCACAACCACAACCAGAAUGGUCCGUCAAGAUCCUCACCAGGGCGGAAGCCUCUCUGAAAUGGCCACAACUGGCACAACCAUCCCCAAUGAUGCUGGAAAAAUGAACACCAUCCCCUCAGUACCUCGCCCCGACCAGCGCGCCGAGCACUUUGGUUUCGACAAUGCCGGCAUCGCUGAGCCCUCCACGGCCAUGGCCGCUGAUAACGCCACCGACCUCCCACGCUCUACUCGGGAUAUUGGCCAGACCGGUGAGGUCAUCACUGGCACUGGAAACUCAAUGCCCGCUGGCGUUGAGUCUAAGCAUGCGUACAUGGGCGCCAACCACCAUGCCGGCCAUGGUGAUACUCGCGAACUCAAGCAUGCAAAGUAUGCCAAGAGUGAAUAUGAGCGUUACCAGUCAUAA